AUGGCUAUCAUCAAAAAGGCAACCAAUAACAAGUUGAAAUCAUGGCGGGGUCCAGAAACAGAUGCCCAGUUCAAAUUCAAUGGUAUCAAAAAAAUUUCAACUCUUACGGGGAGAAUGAAUUGUGCACUGGCCACAUACGGAGGUAUUGCUUUGAUAGUCUUAUACUUUAUGCUAAGGUGUAAAAAAACUCCAUCUGUGAAAGCAACAUAAACGGAUUCUAAGCUGUACCUCAUCUGUUAAGUUCCCAUGCCUGAA
This is a messenger RNA of Kogia breviceps (pygmy sperm whale), 255 nucleotides long. Lineage: Eukaryota; Metazoa; Chordata; Mammalia; Artiodactyla; Physeteridae. The record is from RefSeq and is a predicted model, not a curated record.